Molecule: messenger RNA, 369 nt
Organism: Lycium barbarum (goji berry)
Lineage: Eukaryota; Viridiplantae; Streptophyta; Magnoliopsida; Solanales; Solanaceae
Exons: 1
Coding region: 1-369 (122 amino acids)
Source: RefSeq, a predicted model, not a curated record
AUGCAGACUAGAUCAUCUCUGAAACAAAUAUCGGCAUUCACACUUGUAUCAAAGCUUGAGCCCAAGAAAGUUGAUGAAGCGCUAAAUGAUGAAUCUUGGACUAAAGCUAUGCAGGACGAACUUGAUCAGUUCGAAAGAAAUCAGGUAUGGAAACUUGCUCCCAGACCCAAAUAUGUUUCUGUUAUUGGAACAAAAUGGAUUUUUCGGAACAAAAUGAACGAAUCUGGACAAAUCGUUAUAAACAAAGCAAGACUGGUAGCUGAAGGUUACUCUCAGCAAAAAGAUAUUGAUUAUAAUGAGAAUUUUGCUCCCGUGGCAAGGCUAGAAUCCAUACGUAUUCUCUUGGCAUAUGCACCUUUCAAACUGUAA